GUGCCAAACACACCGGUCGCAUAGAAUACGCCACGCUCGAGGUUUGAGAGGGAGAAGACGGCAGCAGAAAUACCAAAUCGCCUGCAGCUGCUGCAAUCGACCGAAUGGCAUAAAAGCCGCUUCUUAUUGUCUGCUCUCCAUUUGUCUCAUUCUCUCUCUCUCUCUUACCCUUUUCUCCCUUGUUUUCUUCCUUUUCCAAACUUCUUCCGCUGUAGGCAUCUCCCCUCUAAAAUGGCAAUUCUUCUCCAUCCUUCUCCGUUUUCUUCUUUGUCCUCUCUCCUUCUUCCACAACAAAAUCCUAUCUCUUUUCUCAGCUUCAAAAUCGCAGAAUUCUCUACUUCGAAUCGCUGGAAGGAGCUCUGGAGGAGCGGCAACGGCAUCUUGAGCAGUUCCUCGCUGUGGUGGAAGGGUUCAAACGCUCCUUCCCUUUCUUUGUUCUUUUUCCUUCGAAGGUCAGAGCUUAGAUCAGUUUUCCUUUCAAAAUCCUACAAUUCUGCCGCAGAUUGCUGGAAAGAGCUCGGAAGGAGCGGAAAUGGUGUCUCUGAAGUAGUUCUGUUUGAAGUGUGUCUCUUUCUCUGCUCCUUUUUGUUGAAAAGUCAAACCUGAGAUCGCUUCUCGGAGUUGAAACUGUAGACAUCUGAUGUAUAUCUGUGUUUAUCGAUUCUCCUCCUUUUCUUCUAGACAAAAACUCUAGAUCGCUUCUCAUAUUCGAAACCCAAAGUCACCAGGAGUGGAAAUGGCAUCUCUGCAGGAGCUUCUUGCAGAGGAAGGGUUUAGAGGUGGGAAAACGUCAUUGCGUUCCUCAGGGACCUUUUUCGGAUUGAAGGCUGUAAGUAUGCCGCUUUAUCUUUACCAUGAACAGAGUCCUGUAGCUUCUGCACCAAAUGUUGGAAUUAGGACUGAAAGGACUAGGUCCGAUGUUUCUAAGCAUGGAUCUAGAAUCGAAUUGCAGAAAAAUGAGAGAGCCAGAGUUAGGAGAUCUAGGACUGAUCUGCAUGAAAUUGAGAGGUUGGUCGUCGAAUCUAAGAAAAGCAUGCGGGAUAUUAAGAUAGAUGAAGAAAGAGAAUGUGAUGAUCUCCGUGAUGAUGAUAUAUUGAGUGUUAGAUCAUCUGGAAAUUUUCGGUAUAAAGUGAGGAAUAAUACCGAAUUCCUGCCAAACACAAAGUUAGAUGAUAGGAGUUGGAAACAUGUGCAUGAAAAUGAGAGUUUCAGUGAUGGGUCUUUGAAUGAAUCUCAGGAACAUGAUAGAGUGAAAGAUAAAUUUAUCAAUGAUUUGCAGGAAACUGAGAGUUAUGAAGAAAGAACUAGGAAGGAUUUACUGAGAGAUGAGAGACAUGGAAAUAGAUCUACGAAACACCUAAUGGUAAAAAUGAGCUCUAGCAAAAACUCUCGUAAUAGAAGCUCACAGAAUAACAAAAAGUCUGGUGAGCUUCAGUCUCAGAGGCAGCUGAAACUCGAACAGAUGGUUUCUGAACCUGCACUCGAUGAAGUUGCUAUCCAAGCUAUGAUUUCAAUCCUUAGUGGUUAUAUCAGACGUUUUCUCAAAGACAAGAAUUUCCGAUCAUCGCUUCGUCACAAUUGUAUGUCUUGUCUAAAUUUCACAAAAACAAGGGAAGGUGCAAACAGUGCAGUUGCAGUCAAUCUCAAACAGGCAAUCGAAGGAGUAGAAAGAGUUGCCGAGGAAUUGGGAAGUCCGAAGGAAUUGAAGAAAGUUUCUUUACAGCUGAGCGUCAUUGCUGGCUUGAAUUCAAAGGAUUUAAAGGACGGGUUUACAUCUGGGAUUUCCAAUUCACAUUUGGCCGCCUGUGCCCAUCUUUACCUUAGUCUGAUUUAUAAGCUCCAGAAGAAAGAUAGGGCUUCAGCGAAGCAUCUUCUGCAGGUUUUCUGUGACUCACCCUUUCAAGCACGGAUGACUUUGUUGCCCGAUCUGUGGGACCAUCUUUUCCUUCCUCAUCUUUCACAUUUGAGGGUGUGGUAUGAUCAAGAAGCUGAGGCCAUAACAAAAUCAUCGAGCAAGCCGAGGAAAAUAAAACUUCUUGAGAAAGUGUAUAAUGAAAUAUUGGAUAGUGGUACUUAUCAGUUUGCAGUUUAUUACAAGGAAUGGCUUACUGCUGGAACUGAAGCCCCUCCCCUUCCAUCUAUUCAUAUCCCUAAAACAUCUGUUUUCGGAGUUUCACGAGGUGGUUCACAUGGACCAUCUCCUGAGCCAGAAUCCAGUCCAGUUCGUUCUAUCUCUUCUCAGCCAAUGAUCAGCAAAAGAUUAUAUGAAGCUGUUUUUGGUCGUUCUAAUACAUUGAAUGGAACUGAUGAAUUUAAGGAUGGAAAAGGGGAGGAGAAUUUUAGUACUGGCAUGAGAAGCUUUGAUGGUUCCAUUGAAGAAAAUGACAAUGUAAGAACUUACUCUCCAAAGCCUGAAACUUAUACGGGACAACACAUGGUAGAAGACCCAAGAAAGAAGUCACCCAAGGCUGCAUCUCUUCAUGAAGAUGGACUGUUAUUGACACCUGACAAUGAAUGGGGAUUGCAUCAAGUGGCUGCUGAGUUAACAGAACUUGAAGAAGAAGCUGACCUUACAAAGCUUUCCCAGAACAACUCUGGGAGCACCAUGAUGCUGCAUCUGCCUUCACAUACAAAAGCAAAUGAGCUUACUCUUAAGAAGCUAGCAAAAGCUAUUUUCCAACAGCAGAACAGGGAUUCCCCAGAUUCCGUUGACCCUGAUUCUCUGUUGCAGUCAAAGUGCAUGCCAGUGUUCGAUUUGUAUAAUGAUCAAAGCAGCAUACAAUCCUGUACAAAAUGUAACUUCACUAAAGCAGGGUUGGCAUCUACAACCUUGAAUGUUGACUUGCCCACAACGAAUUCUAGUGCAGGGCCCUGUAGAAGUUCUGAACAUUUUGAAAGAAGCUCUUACUUCUCUAGUAUUCCCAAGGAUUUCAUCUGCCCUUUAACAGGCCAGUUGUUUGAAGACCCUGUGACAAUAGAAACUGGUCAGACCUUUGAGCGAGUGGCCCUUAAGGAAUGGCUCGAUCGAGGCAACAGAACAUGCCCAGUGACUGGGAAAACUCUAGGGUCUAGAGCAAUUCCAAUCACUAAUUUUGUCUUGAAGCGAAUUGUUGAUGGGUGGAAAUCUGAACAUUGUAGAAAUCUCUUGGUCUUUGCCAAUCAGAUAGCUGGUUGCUCGAUUAAACAUGUAGAUAGAUCCAAGGACGAAGCAGCUUUAUUCAUAUUGGAGCAACUUCUCAUUGGUUUCAACUCAGAAGAAGCAAUGGAGAAUGCUAAACACCUCAUCUCUCUUGGAGGCUUGCAGUUCCUUGUCCAGAGGUUUGAAUUUGGGGAUUUGGAUGAGAAAACACGUGUCACUGCACUUCUAUCAUGUUGCAUCAAGGCUGAUGGUGGUUGCAGAAAUUACUUAGCAAGAAACAUUAAAGAAUCAUGUCUUAUUGAGCUCCUCCAUAGUAAGCAAGUUAGAUCAAGAAAAAAUGCUGUGUUGCUGCUGACUGAACUGAUUUGCCUCAACAGGAGGACGAUUGUAACAUCAUUCUUGAAUGGCUUGCAGAAAGAGGGGAUCAUGAAUACCCUGCAUGUUCUUCUUGUCUACCUCCAGAGCUCCUCAUUUGAGCAAAAACCCCUGGUCUCCGUACUUCUCUUGCAUUUUGAUCUUCUGGUAAGCUGGGCACAGACCAAAGGGCUCAAUGUUGAAACACAGGCUCUAUCUACCAUUGAACUACGGAGUCGAACCCAACUGGUGGUGACUCAAAUUGAUUCAUUUUCCCAGAUUUACCAAAUUAUUUCAUCGUUAUGUAUAGAAGAGUGACCAGUUAUUUUGCUGUGCAAAAAAUGUUCAUGGUAUCUUAAGAUGUGAGGAAAAUUCUGUAGCACAAUUUCUUGUAACUAUGCUAUUGAAAUUCACUUAUCAUUUUUAUUGUGCAUGGAGCUCUUCUCUCUCACCCAUGCAUUUUUUUUCCUUAUCAAUUUCCAUCUGCAUAUUUUUAUUUUAACAUUAUUAUGAGGGUUUCUUUUGAGGAAAAUGUAGUAGAACAGUUUUUUGUACAUAUUUCUUAUUUUAAAAUUAUGAGGGUUUCUUUUGCUUGUUUCAGGAUUGUCUCUCCACUUAGCAAAUUUCGGCAAAAACUAGAAUCCAUAUAGUGCUGUUUGGAUUGUUUUUUGAGAUAAAUGCAUGGCCAUUUUCCUUUUCAUUAUUUACUGUUAUGUACUCGAAUGGUCAUAAAAGGUUGAAGAUCCAUUCCAAAGCUUCCAUAUUACUGGUCAUUGUUGAUAAUCUCUGGUAUUGUGUAUUUUCUAAAAAAAAAUUAAGGUAGUUUUGAAUUCUGAUAGGGACAAUUUUGAAUUUAGUAGUAUUUUCAUCCUCUGAAAAACUGGAAUGUGCAGCUUGUUUAUGCUCUUUCUUCCCAGGAUGACGCCUUAUUUUUCAUUUUUUAAAGCAACAAUGAAGCAAGUAUAUCUAACUUUGAUAGAGCAUUCUUAUCAUCACUGAUUGACAUUUCUAUCUGAGAUAUCUAAAGGAUGAUGGAAGUGCCCCUUGAGAUUGAAUUAUCUUUGAAAAAAAAGCUUGAGUCGUCCAAAUCUACAGAUGGGUGAUUUUGAAUUUUAAAGAGUUCUGUUUUCAAAAUUUGGAACCUUAGUACUUGGACAAAAGUGGACCCUAGUAAACUUUAGAUUGAGCCAACAAGGAAUUUGAUAUUUAUUGGA
Magnolia sinica is the source of this 4707-nucleotide messenger RNA. RefSeq names its product putative E3 ubiquitin-protein ligase LIN. NCBI's taxonomy places the organism in Eukaryota, Viridiplantae, Streptophyta, Magnoliopsida, Magnoliales, Magnoliaceae. Gene Ontology annotation, molecular function: ubiquitin-protein transferase activity. The transcript has 6 exons. Gene Ontology annotation, biological process: protein ubiquitination. The record is from RefSeq and is a predicted model, not a curated record. Bases 737 to 3811 code for a protein of 1024 amino acids.